UUUUUGGUUAUUUAAAAUUUAACGAUGUUUUUUAUUGCUUUAGUUUUGUUCCACUGAAUUAAGAAUAUAGUCUAGAGCCAGAAGUCCUCGUAAUUUACCAUUUUAAAGUUGCCUUAGUAUAAAUUUAAUUUCAAUAUUCCAAGGACAUUAUUUUGAUUUUACAGGAGUUGUUUUGUUUUCAGUUCCAGUAAUUUUAUAUGGCUCUUCAGAAUGGCAAAACAGCAAUGGAUUAGAAAUUAGAAAAUUCGAUCAAAUAAUCGUAAAUACAUAAGAGACAAGUAGCAGUAAUAAAAUAUCAACGGUUUAAAUCAUAAUAACCAAAUAGGCUUCCUCUAAGAGUUGUGCACAAUGAACAUAAUUUCAACAAUCUUUCUGUCCAUUUUCGUUUGGGUCCAAGGACUCUAAAAAUGUUGUUGCCAUUUAAAACACUAAUAGAAUAAUGCCAAUAAUGGAACUAAGACUGAACUCGCCUGUAGGAGGCUCUCCCGCUAUCUACAAUUGGCCCCUGUGCAAAAAAAAGGGCUACGACGAGGCCAACGAAGUAAUCGAAACAAUAAUUUGGGGCUGCAAAGAUAUCCCCGACCUAGAAGUGCCUUUGAAAAAAAAUAUUUUAAAAGAUGUUAAUAAAAAUGACUACGAAUCGAUGAAAGCUAUGACAAAACGAUACAAUAAGGCUAUAAAUAAUAUAUUGUCUCUUGAAAAGGGCACUCAAAAGUUUUGUGAUAGAUUGAAUCAAUUAGCUGACAAACCACUGCUUCAACACAUACUCCAACAAACUUACAGUUUUGCUGUUACAAAUGCUGGCAAACUAAAUAAAUAUGAAGCAUUUUCACCAGAAGUUUAUGGUGAAACUUCCUUUGAACUUGUAGCCCAAAUGAUUGAACACAUAAAUCUAAACAAAAACGACUCCUUUAUAGAUUUAGGUUCUGGAGUUGGACAAGUUGUACUACAAGUAGCAGCUACAAGUAUGUGUCACACCUGCAUAGGUAUUGAACGUGCCGAUGUUCCUGCAAAUUAUGCCAAAGAAAUGGAGAGGACCUUUAAAUUUUGGAUGCAAUGGUACGGUAAAAAAUAUGGCCCAUUUCAACUAUUAAAAGGCGAUUUUUUCGCUGACUGUCACCGCCAUAAGUUUUCAGACGCAAACGUAAUUUUUGUUAAUAAUUUCGCAUUUGGGCCUGAUUUUGACCACGAACUCAAACAAAGAUUUGCUGAACUCAAACACGGCACCAAAAUAAUUUCCUCCAAAAGCUUUUGCGCCUUAAAUUUUCGCAUUUCUGAUAGAAACCUUUGCGACAUUGGCACUAUAAUGAACAUUAGUGAGAUUCAACCAAAUACAAGUUCAGUGUCUUGGACUGACAAACCUGUUUCCUAUUAUUUGCAAGUAAUUGACAGGACCAAGCUUGAGAAUUAUUUUAAUAUUAAGAAAAAUGGCCCUUUGCCCUUGUCAAUUGAAGACCAAGAAAAAUCUUGCGAUUCAUUUGCCACCAAUGAUAGUAGCGAUUCAAGCACUAAUAUUAUUCCUCCACCAAAAAAACGAAAACGCAGAAUGAAACAAGAUCAGAACAAAAAGCCUAUAGCUGAAAUACCAAAGAGAAGGUACAAGAGAAAACCAAAAGAAGUUGAUAAUUCAACUAAUGUGAGUUUGCUCAGGCAAACUUUACAAAAAGGGGCCAAAGGUAGUAAUUCUCCUCAGCCAAGUCUGACUUGUUUGAUGGACGAUUUCAAGCAACAAUUCGAAGCAAUGGUUACAGAAAUGUCAAAUCCUAUGUUCAAAGUUGAAAUUAAAAGACAAAUCCAGGAAGAACUAAUUAAAAGAGAGUACUUAAAACAACAAAUUGCAGAUGUGAAUCAGGAAAUCUGUAAUGCUUCUAAGAAUUUGGAUUUUAUUAUACAUGCAGCAACUGCCAAAUAAUUUCUUUGUACAGGGUAUAUAUAAUUAGAACUUGAAUUUAUUGUUAUUUUAAGUUCAAUUUUUUUUUAUUUUUAAAAGGGAAACUUUUUGUUGUACCUAUGAAUUGUCAAUAUAAAUUUAGUUGGAAAGGGAGGUUUGAAUGAAAUUGUAUCUACCCUUUCCAUUUCUAUACUUUAUUAUUUUGACAAUUUUCCACAAUUUGAAAUUUAAUUACACCUUUUGUAUAGGUAUUUAAUAUUACUAUUUGUUUCUUAAACCUUUAUACUUAUUAUUAUUUUCAUUGUAAUAUGAAAAAUUAAUUUUAACAAAGUUUUCUUACUUGUUUGUUUUGUAAUCAUUUAAUUUUUUUUUUGUUAGCCAUUAAGUUUUGAGUCCCAUUGUGCAAAUAUGUACAUACAUUGUAUUUUUUUUUCUUAAUAAAGAAAUUUUAGCUAUUUAGAUACAGUUUACGAAUUUGUUGAUGUUUAUUUGAGGUUGUUCAAAUUAUAUUGUAGUUUUUUUUUUGGAUAGUACAAUAUUUUUGGAUAUCUAGAUUUAAGACAAAUCUUAAAAACUGCCUGUUUGUUUUCAAGGUUGGUUCCUUUUUUGAAAGUUUAAUUAUUUUCGUUUUGCGACUUCAUGAACUCUAUACCUGCUGUAUUUACCUGAAGAAAAUAAUUUGGAAUUUGGCAAGAAAACUCAGUAAUUAAAUGAAAGCAAAAAAGACCUUUCAGAAACAAUCCAUUAAGAUAUGGAAUGUUCUAGAACUACAUUGUUACCAUUUUACCUGUAUAGGUAUAGAGUUCAUUGGUCAAACUAGGAAUGAAAAAAAAAAAAAAUGUAUCAACUAUCAUUUUUUGUUACAAAAUUAUUUUAAAAAUGUUUCAUUGAAUUUUUGUAAUAAAAUAAAAAUGUAUCUGUUAUCAGGUGUUUGUUUUUGGUUAAAAGUACCACACACUAAAUUUUUUUACAGUGAAAUUAUUUAUGAUUUAU
Molecule: messenger RNA, 2884 nt
Organism: Ceutorhynchus assimilis (cabbage seed weevil)
Lineage: Eukaryota; Metazoa; Arthropoda; Insecta; Coleoptera; Curculionidae
Source: the annotation of a GenBank genome assembly